Penicillium hordei is the source of this 2280-nucleotide messenger RNA. RefSeq names its product putative pentafunctional AROM polypeptide. Gene Ontology annotation, molecular function: shikimate 3-dehydrogenase (NADP+) activity; 3-dehydroquinate dehydratase activity. Lineage: Eukaryota; Fungi; Ascomycota; Eurotiomycetes; Eurotiales; Aspergillaceae. The record is from RefSeq and is a predicted model, not a curated record. The transcript is spliced from 2 exons. The coding region runs from base 1 to 2280 and encodes 759 amino acids. Gene Ontology annotation, biological process: chorismate biosynthetic process; shikimate metabolic process.
AUGUCAGAAUCCCAUCCGCCAUCUCCCUCAAGUACACCUUGUCCAGAUCACGAAGGUCCUGGCUGCCGACGAUACAACGCCGAUGCUACCAUCUUGCUAGUUGGUUCUUUUGGAGCCGGCAAGAAAACCCUAGGUCUUAUUGCCUCCGUUGCUCUCCGUCGACGGUUUAUUGACUUCGAUGAAUUCUUUCGGGGCCAAAUCCAGUAUUCACCUCAAGAGUUUAUUGCAAACCAUGGAUUCAAACGAUAUCGCGAGGUAGUGAUAAAAGUGUCGCAAGAUGUUCUCACAAAAUACCAAACUGGUUGUGUCAUAUCUGGUCUUGGAUUCGCAGCCAGUUCAGCUCAGCGGCAAUUAUUGGUGGCCUUUGCACAACACCAUCCCAUAGUGUAUGUGCGCAGAAGCAAGGCAGAUCUUCAACAUUUUGUCGGAAUCAACCCGGAUACAUUUGACCAUAUCUAUGAAUUAGAGAAUCUCUUCUUCGAAUCGUGUUCCAACUUUGACUUUUUCAACAUCACGCAAGAGCCGAGUCACGAAGUCGAAAGUCAGAUUCACGCAUCACUCAAACUGAAGGAGCUUGAACGAAUCUUUGUUGCCUUUCUACAUCGCAUAUUUGGCAAUCCACAUAAGCAGAUUGCCUCGGCUGAUCCUUUUUCUGCGACUCAUACAUACGCCCUUGGGUUGUCCUUGAGCCAGCUUGAGACGGAUCUAGACGCCGAAAUUUUGGAUGCAGGCGCUGAUGCUAUUUAUCUCACAUUGAAUCAUGAGGAAUUCAGCCGUGAGGAUAUAUUGAUCAAACUGUCACGCUGUAUGACGAUUCUCAGGAAGAACACGCGUGUGCCAAUAAUUCUCGAUGCACAAACAGAUCCAGUGAAUGACUCGAGCUACUUGAAAUUCUUGGAAGCAGUAGCACUACGGGUAGCUCCUGAUGCAUUCACUUGUGUGCUCCGAAAUAAGGACAGUAUUCGGCGAAUUUAUGCCACGAAAGGCCAUUCGAAAAUGAUUGCCGUACACCACCAAAUGGGACCGCUAGGAUUUGGAAUGGCACCCUCUGAAAUCCCGCGUAUUCGUAUGUGGUUCGAAGACUUUGGUUUCGAAGCUCUCCGCAUUACCGGUCAACAUGCGGUUCCAGAAGAUGCACUCGCAUGCGUUUCUUUUCGCGGAAUGUUGACUAAUGCCCUCAAUAUUCCAGUUAUUGCAUACAAUACCGACCCUGAGGAGCGAGCUUCCAUACUCCUGAACCCGACUUUAUCUCCCAUACGGGUUAGUCCUGGUCAAAACUCUAUAUCCUCUCUGCGAGACAUGCAACAUGCGCUAAGCUCUUUGUCUCUACAUCCUAAUAAGUUGUUUAAAAUCGUGGGUCAAGAUCUUCGCCAUAGUCUGUCACCAGAAAUGCACAAUGCAGCCUACGCGGCCUGUGGUCUCCCGCAUACGUAUGAAUACGAUGAGAUCCAAGGCUUCGACGAGAUCGAAGCCAUAUUAAAAGCCCCAUCCUUUGGUGGCUUUCUUGGUGGUUUGAUCAUUUCCCUGCCAUUCAAAAAUGAUGUUUUACCCUUGCUCGACGACAUCAGUCCCGACGCCAAAGACAUCAACGCAGUAAAUACUGUGGUAUUGGAACACAAGGUCCAGCCGAACGGAGUGAGAACUCCCCUUUACCGUGGAUACAACACAGACUACAUCGGAAUCAAAGAUUGCGUCCACAGUCACCUGUCUCCAGCAAAUGCCAUUCGAGGUGGCAGUACGGCUCUGAUCAUAGGUGCUGGUGGAAUGGCCCAUGCUGCUGUGUACGCAUGCUAUCAAUUAGGGGUUCGGCAGAUAUUCGUUUACAACAGAACUCUUUCGAACGCACAAAAGCUGGCCCGUUACUACAAUGUAUGGGCGAAAUCCAAGGGCGACAAGAUCUUCCAUUUAGAUGUCCUUGAGUCAAUAGAGGACCCCUGGCCAUCGGAUUUUCGUCUUCCAACAAUCGUGAUUUCAUGCAUUCCUGGAAGGCAUGUUGGCACUCAGUCGCCGGUCGUCUUCCAAGUUUCUGAUACAUGGCUCGAAAGUCCAACGGGAGGAGUGUUCGUUGAGGUUAGUUACGGUCCAUGGAAGACCUCGUUGAUGGAGCAGAUGACUCCGUGGUCAAUGAAAGGUUGGGUAAUCGUUGAUGGAUUGAAGGUGCUUGUCAAACAGGGCAUUACUCAAUACGAGCUCUUUACCCAGAGACCAGCUCCAGUGCACGUCAUGCGACGAGCCGUUCAAGAGGAGGCCAUCAAAAAAGGGUAUUUCCAUAUGUGGUAA